GAGAGCGGCGGAGGAGCGGCCUAUAUAGAGCGGGGACAGUGGACUCAAGCGAGACCAGCAGAGAGAGCCACCUUUAACUUCUGAAAACCUGCAAAUAGAGCGCUGGGUGAAGAUGAAGGUUCUCCUUGCCGUCGCUGUGCUCGUGUUGGUGCUGGUUGCCCACUCAGAGGCCGAGGAGGAGCCCACCCUGCAGGAGCACUUCACUAACCUUCAACAGCACGUGAAAGACCUGGGGGAGUCCUUCCUGGAGAAGGCCAAGGCCGCCAUUCAGAAAAUCCAGGAGAGCACAAUUGCCACCAAUGCCAGGAACUGGCUCAACGAACAGAUGGAGAAGCUAAUGCCGAAAGACAGCUAGACCCUCCAGAAGGAAUAAGCUGCUGCUGCUGCUGCUGAAGACUUAACAUGCUCCUUUCUCUCCUCUCUUCUCAUCGCUGCUCCCGAUGUCACCGAAGGAUCGGCUGCGCUUGUGGUGUCAAAUCUUGCCUUCGAAUCCAAUUCCGAAACGAAACGCGGAAACAUUAAUAAAACGCCAGCACAAAAUUGUGAAGGCGGUGAUUGUUUCGGAAGCACUUCAAUGAAAUAACGUCUUCGCCGCACGCUUCUGCUGCACGUAAUCCAGAAGUUUAAACAACAGUUGUUUGCAGAAAGAAACGCUACAUUGCACGUAACAUUUGCACUUUUAUAUCCCGGGUGUACGCGGGGUUUUCGGAACAAACGUGCCGACUGAAGGAUUACUGUACUUUUCUCAUGUGCCUGUUUUAAAAAUGUUCAUCUCGAAAUAAAUGAUUACCGUCUGA
Molecule: messenger RNA, 797 nt
Organism: Scleropages formosus (Asian bonytongue)
Lineage: Eukaryota; Metazoa; Chordata; Actinopteri; Osteoglossiformes; Osteoglossidae
Gene: apoc1
Product: apolipoprotein C-I
Exons: 4
Coding region: 113-355 (80 amino acids)
Biological process (GO): negative regulation of lipoprotein lipase activity; negative regulation of lipid catabolic process; very-low-density lipoprotein particle clearance
Cellular component (GO): very-low-density lipoprotein particle; extracellular region; high-density lipoprotein particle
Molecular function (GO): phospholipase inhibitor activity; fatty acid binding
Source: RefSeq, a predicted model, not a curated record